GACGGAAGGUAGCCUGGGGGUAGUUUGCUCGUUAAGGGAAGCUACCAAACAUCCAUUCUUCCUCCUACAACAACGAACAACAUUACAGUCUAACUAAAUUGAAAUCGCGCUCACUCCUCCUGCUUCAUGCCCCGCCAAAGAUUGAAUUGAUACAAAUAAAAUACAAUGACAGAUCCCCAAGGCGCCCCAGGCCUUUCCUUUCCGACUGAUCCUCAAGAAUUCGAGCUCGACGAACGCAUUUCCUUCUCGAAACUCGACAACAAGUACAUCGCCGUGCAAGAUGACGGGAGCGAAUUUGAAUGGGACGCACAACUAAAACGAUGGAUCCCAGUUGUAGACGAAGAACUUCUUGCCCAACAACAAUCGGCUUACGGCGGCGGCAGCGCGACCCCUGAAGAUGACAGUAACAACAAUAACAGCCAUCAUAAUAAGAAGCGCAAGAAGGGUUAUGCAAAUGGGUCAGGAGAGCCAAGCCGAGGCGUUCCAUCACAAGGUCGCCCGCAGAAGAGACAAAAACAACCACCACAGCCUCGCCAGAACACGGCCAUCUACGUUACGGGCUUGCCAUUAGACGCGACAGUCGACGAAGUACACGAGGUAUUUUCGCGCAAAUGCGGAGUCAUCGCCGAAGAAAUCGACAGCGGACGUCCGCGCAUCAAGCUCUACACCGAUGAGAAGGGAAAUUUCAAAGGCGACGCCCUAGUCGUAUUCUUCAAGCCGCAAAGCGUCGAAAUGGCCAUCAUGCUUCUCGACGACACCGAUUUCCGCUUUUCCGCCUCGGGAUUAUCUACCGGACGCAUGCGCGUGCAAGCCGCGGACUCCAGCUACAAGAAAACACACUACGAGAACGAAGAGGGGGAGAACGGGAAUAAACAAGGGGGGGAUAACGGAGCGGAGGAAAGCGAACGUAGUAAUCAGAUCACAGGAGCGGGUAAACCGCGCGACCGUACGCGCGAGCAGGAUAAGCAGAAAAUCAUCAAGCGCACGCAAAAACUCGACGCCAAGCUCGCGGAUUGGGACGAUGAUGAUCUGUACGGUGGACAACUGGAUAUGGGUGCAAAGCGCGAUCGACUUGUAGUCCUACGCCACAUGUUCACGCUGCGCGAGUUAGAUGAGGAUCCUGCGGCUCUGCUUGAUAUCAAGGAGGAUAUCCGCGAUGAGUGCUCGAAGUUGGGACCGGUGACGAAUGUUGUGCUGUAUGAUCUUGAAGAGGAGGGCAUUGCGAGUGUUAAAUUUCGUACGCCGGAGGCUGCGCAGGCGUGUGUGGAGCUUAUGGAUGGGAGGGCGUUUGAUGGUCGUACGGUACGUGCUACGAUUGCGACGGGGCGCGAGAAGUAUUGUAGGUCUGGUAGGAAACAAGGUGAAGAUGCGGAUGAGGCGGAGGAUAGUGAUAGUUGAGGGUCUUAGUGAAGAUAACAAGAAAGGGAGGAAUCAGUCGAUGUUUCUUGGACUCAAGAGUAUCCUGCUUAGGAUUAUGAGCAAUGGUCAGCUGCUGGAUCUUACUAGUGUAUUAUGUAUUUUA
Messenger RNA from Hypoxylon trugodes, 1522 nucleotides. RefSeq lists its product as uncharacterized. Gene Ontology annotation, molecular function: RNA binding. Bases 166 to 1398 code for a protein of 410 amino acids. Gene Ontology annotation, cellular component: U2-type spliceosomal complex; U2 snRNP. Lineage: Eukaryota; Fungi; Ascomycota; Sordariomycetes; Xylariales; Hypoxylaceae. Gene Ontology annotation, biological process: mRNA splicing, via spliceosome. The transcript has a single exon. The record is from RefSeq and is a predicted model, not a curated record.